Messenger RNA from Pseudophryne corroboree (corroboree frog), 2353 nucleotides. It is a transcript of the gene USE1, whose product is annotated as unconventional SNARE in the ER 1. Gene Ontology annotation, molecular function: SNAP receptor activity. The record is from RefSeq and is a predicted model, not a curated record. Gene Ontology annotation, cellular component: endoplasmic reticulum; SNARE complex. NCBI's taxonomy places the organism in Eukaryota, Metazoa, Chordata, Amphibia, Anura, Myobatrachidae. The coding region runs from base 100 to 876 and encodes 258 amino acids. The transcript has 8 exons. Gene Ontology annotation, biological process: retrograde vesicle-mediated transport, Golgi to endoplasmic reticulum.
GGCUGCUAGCCUAGGACGUGAGGUGGCGCUGUCUGAGUGUACAUCCGGGUACAAGGACAGCUGGUACCCUAUGCGAAUCUCUUAUGCACUAUUACACACAUGGCGAAGUCUCGUUUGGAGCUGAAUUUUGUGCGGUUGCUGUCUCGGUGCGAGGCCAUGGCCUCCGAGCGGAGACAUGACGGGGAGUGGAGGCUGGAGAAGUUUGUUGGAGCUUUGGAAGAUAUGCUUGCCUCACUCAAAAAAGAUAUCAGGAAGCCUGCUCCAGAACUAGUGAUUGAGUAUUCCAGAAAAGUGGAUUUUCUAAAGGGACUGUUAGAAGCUGAAAAAUUGUCUUCACCUACUGAGAAAGCCUUGGCUAAUCAGUUUCUUGCUCCUGGGCGCACACCCACAAUCAGCAAGGAACGAACACCAGUGACCAAGACUGUCCAUCUCCAAACACAAGCACGCUACACAGGAGAGAUGAGGAACGAGCUGCUUGAAAAGGCUACAUCAUCUCCUUAUGAUUCAGAUCAUCUCUAUCCAAGAAAAAGGAAAAGUUCCGUUUCCGAUGACAAGCAGUCCGCGGCAGAGCUGGAUGCGGUGUUACAGCAUCACCACAACAUGCAAGAGAAGUUAGCUGAGGAGAUGCUGCGCCUGACACAGAAUCUUAAAAAUAACACGCUAGCAGCACAAAAUGUCAUCAAACAGGACAACCAGACCCUUUCCCAGUCUCUGAGGCUAGCAGACCACAACUCUGAGAAGCUGAAAACGGAAUCGGACCGUCUGGAACAACAUGCCAAGAAGUCUGUCAACUGGCUCUUAUGGAUGAUACUUAUCUUUGUCUGCUUUACCUUUAUCAGCAUGAUUCUUUUUAUCAGAUUAUUCCCUCGUCUGUGAUGGCAAACCCCCUAUCUAUAGUAUCUCUCGCCAUUUUCUCCAUAUGAUCUCUGAGAUGGCAGCAAUCUGGAUUUCUUUUAUCUGUUUUUUUGUAGCCCAUCAACUCAUUCACCAGUUUUGUUGGAUAUCGCAUGCUGUCAGCUCGACAUAGUUCUACCUCUUCAUGGUCUAGGAAUGGGAAAUAAUUUUUAAAUGGCUUCGACUAUACAAAAAAAACCUGCAUCUAUUAUAAUGGGUUUAUAUUCUUUGUAUGUUUCAUCGUUCCCCAAAAAUUGUAGUCAGAUAUGAAUAUUACAGACACAGAAUGCAGAGGAACAGAGUUCACACUAACUCAUCUGAAAACCAAAAAAUAAUAGACCUUUUCUGUAAUUGGCCAUGCAGAAGUGCCAAUGCUGCAGCAUAGUCGUAUUUUUGGGGGAUCUGAACUAAGUCCAGGAGCUUAUUUGCAGGCAAAAGGGUACCAAGAAAUUUUUUUGCUAUUCAGAUGUGGAAGAAGAUAUUUCUAGGAACUUCCCAUGAAACAAAACAUUUAAAUGUAUCGUGAUGUCCAGUGGUAGCGUAAAUAAAGAACAUUUUGUUAUCUUUACAAUACUUUAUUGAUCUGAAGGUUUGUAGUACAUUUAUGCAUAAUACAUUGUCUUUAUACAGUAUGUAGCUAGAACUUGCAUUUGUGGUUCAGUAUUCAUUUAGAGAACAGCAGAAAUGAACAGAAACUUUAUACCUUGCUCUGGUCACUAUUAUCAUGGCUUUCUGCUGCAGCUGGUAGCCUGUUGAAGUCUUUCUUCUGCUUUCUUUAAGAAAACUUAAUUGCAUACCUCUCGGCACACGUUCAGGAUAUCAAUGGAGUUAUCACAACUUUGUCUUUCUUAAAAUAUCCAGUAUCUUUGUAUACACACAUCUCAUAAAUACAACCGUGCCACUGCUUCCCUACAUAUUUUCAGUGGUGUUUCUGCCCAACUGUAUAUUUGAGUUCUAGAUGCCCCUUGCACAGUGUGACCUCACUUGCCAUGCAGCACUUUGUUAUCUCCAAAAAACAUACUGGUAGGUUAUUUGGACUCUGAUUCAGUGAACACUAGUGUGUGUGUGCCUGUGUGCUAGGGAUUUUAGACUGUAAGCUCCAAUGGAGCAGGGAGUGAAAUUAAUGAUAUAUAUUCUGUGUACAGUGCUGCAUAUAUUAGUGGCACUAUAAAAAAUAAUAACAAAGAUCCACCAAUCUGCUGUCCCUAUAAACCAGUUCUAUCACCUGUGAGAGUGUAAGCCAACCAUGCCACCUUUGAAUUUAUAUUCUCUAUUCAUGAGUGAUCAAGGAUACAAAGUGUCUAUGUCUAAGAUGCAUUUAAAAUGUUACCAGUCAGCAAAAGGAUUUUACAAACACAGUAUGUGAAAGUUUAAUGAGCUUAUCAGAACGGAACAUAUUUGAAAUAAUUAUCAUGUUUCUGAAUAAACAGCAGACUUUGUGUCAGUAAUACUAUUGAAA